AUGGCCACCAACACAGAGCAAGUCUGUGAACACUCUAAUCUCUACCUGAAUGUCUCACCACAUGCCAGCAAGGCAGGCUUCAAACGCGCAACAGAGAGACAACGUAUUUUGGCGGCAACCAAAGAUGGACGCUUCAGGAAAAAUCUCAAUUUGCUAACACCAAAAGAGCUCUUUGAGGAUGAAAUGACGUUUCCUGGCCCAUUGGUUCUCCCAGAUGAUGACCUGGCCGAGGACCCAGAGUGCCCGCCACAGGAUUUCCGUGAAUGGAGAGAUGAAGAGGAGCGGAAUCCGGUGACCCGAGAAAGGAAGACUAUCUACAUUAUACCAAGUCCAACAAUUAUGCCGGAAGUGUCCAAAAUGACAAAAUGGUCGGAAUGCCGCCGUCAGAAUGCAACACAGGAAAAGGAACAGGAUGCAACACGGGAAUUCAAUACGCAACAACAGUUGGAGGCCAUUGCCGACCAUCCAAAGGGGCAAGAUAUUCUAGAGUACCUGUCUGCAUUCUUCCACGGCAUGGACGUAAAGCCUUUCGAAAAGCCCUUUAGAUGGCAAAAAUGGGACAAGUAUGCCGGAGGAAUCCUGAAAAGCCCCAACACCGAACGACGUAUCGGACUCCUAGCCCCAAACAAUGAGCUCUUCGGAAUCCGGUGCCGUCUGUCACCAGAUGGAGUGUCUCCUAUGCAGGUCAACUUGGACGACAUACUGGAUGCUCUAGCAGAAAACAUCCCGCCAGACGCACACUCUGUCAUGAUGCUGCUCCACAUGGACAUGUACGAAGGAGACGGCGACGUCUUCACCGCCGGCCGUGCAUAUGGAGGCAGCCGCAUCGCCGCCGUCUCCCUAUUCCGCGAUAAUCCGCUCUGUGCACCUCACGACGACGGCCACGCAUGGCCAUCGUCUCACUGUGCAGCCUACAUCGACCAACUCUGCCUCGAAGCGUCUAGCCCACCCUCCAAGCAAACAGGACGGCAACCUUCCUCACGACCACGACAAGACAGUGGCGGCCCCUUACACGUGGCAAUUGAAGCAGCUGCCGUCAAUGCCAAGCGCAAGAUCCCGCUGGAAGCCUCGUCAGUCCAAUGGCUUGAGAGGACGGUAGUGACCAUGGCACACGAACUGUGUCACUGUCUGGGACUGGAUCACUGCACGUAUUUCGCGUGUGCGAUGCAGGGGUGCGCCAACCUCGACGAGGCACAGCGGCAGCCGCCGUACUUGUGUCCCGUUUGUCUGGAGAAGCUCUGCACGGCGAUAGGGGAGGGUACGAGAAAUGGGUUUGUGAGGGAGCGGUAUGAGGCGUUGAGGAGGGUUUGUGAGAGAUGGGGGGAUGCGAGUGUGUCGAGGAUGUUUGCUGGGUAUAAGGCGUGGCUGGACGCUGUGAUUGAGCGAAGCCCUGGGGGAGAUGUUAUGGUAAUUGAGAACUGA
Molecule: messenger RNA, 1422 nt
Organism: Trichoderma virens Gv29-8
Lineage: Eukaryota; Fungi; Ascomycota; Sordariomycetes; Hypocreales; Hypocreaceae
Exons: 2
Coding region: 1-1422 (473 amino acids)
Biological process (GO): proteolysis
Molecular function (GO): metallopeptidase activity
Source: RefSeq, a predicted model, not a curated record